AUGACCUCCGGGGUGCGACGCACCCGACAACGUGCCCCAUGCGAGGAAGAAUGGGACCGAAUUAGACCCAUUUUGGAGGAGCUCUACAUUGUUAAGGGACAAUCAUUGAAGGAAGUGUCGGAGAUUUUGGCCAAAGAACACCAAUUUCAUGCCUCAAGGACGUCAAUGUUCAAGCUUCGUAUCGAACGCUGGAACCUCAAGAAGAAUUUCAAGCUUGAAGAAUUGGAAAUCGCAGCCAAAACCGCCCAAGCUUUCAUCCAAGCCGGACUCAAUCCUCCACAACCUAUUGUCAACAAUCGAGAAGUCCCACUCGACCGGGCAAAACGCCAUUUCCGAUCCAGUUUCCGGAGCCGAGUCCGGAUGCCCAGAAGACCGAAUGCUCACAGUACCUCAGAUCUUUCCGAGCCUUGGGCUAAUAGAGACAAAUUCAGACGCCAGGCAGCAGCUUAUGUGGACAUUCAUUUCCAUCUGCGGCACUCUGCCGAGAUAGACCUUGUGGAAAAAUCGCUAAUCCAAGUCAACAACUAUUUUUCAUGGCGUUUCACCCUCGGCGAUGACUAUUUCCUAUCUCGCACCCAUCCUAUUCCGACGUGUUAUCGAGUAACUACCGAUUUAAUUGACCCCUACGAAAUAUUCAGUGAGUUGGAAGGCGCCCUCCAAGCAACGAGAGACGGUGCGUGUGAUGUAGGACUACCUGCAGUCCAAAGAUUCUGUCAACUAGCACCAGACUUGAUCCGACAAGAACACUCGCUACUGUUGCGUGAAUUGAUUGAGUGGUGCAGUACAGAUUAUGGAGUUCAUUUAAGGACAUCCAGUUUAAAGCUCGGGCUUAUUAGCUAUCUCGCAUCCCUUUCGCGAAAACUGUUGGGGAAAGACCACCCUUUGGCGAUGGUGUUGAUCCUAUGUCAACGGGGAAGAGAACUAGCGCCCUUGCUUCCUUUAGUCUUGAAAGUCAUGCUGAAUAUCAUGACCAGGCAAGGAGGGAAGAGCUCAGAAAGAACAUUUGACUCCGAAAGAACUCUGGCCAGAGUGCUGCGAGAGAUUGGACAAGUUUCUGCCGCUUUGAGGCUGGAUUUGGACAUGUUGCAACGCUGCAACGAGAUAUUUGGUACGAGCCAUCGGUGGUACAACGAAUGUUUGGUGGAUAUCGGCUAUCUCCUUUAUAAGUCGGGUUAUUAUGACCUGGCAGAGAGGGCUUUUCUCCAAGUUCUGCGCCCAGCCGAACCUGGGAACCACGAGGGUGACCUCAGAGUAGAAGCCCUUCGAGGUCUUGCUUGGAUUUGCGAGCAACGAGGUCACUUUCAGGAAGCGAUGACCUGGUUUUGUCGAGCUCGGGUCAGUGCCGCCGAGGUUUUGAGACCUAACGAUGCUAGAUUGCACGCGUAUCUCGAGCGAGCACACCAAAUGCAAGCACUGCUCGAUCCCCUGUAUACUCCCUCGUCUUCUUCAGAUUCUCUUGAUAGGGAGGUGGCCGAUGUCGUCGAUGGCCUCCAGCUCCGAAUAUCACGAUUGGAAUUGGAGAACGAGGAGGAUUCGACAUCCAAAGCUGCCCCGUGGGAUUCGUGUGACUCUACUUCCGAUUGCAUCGCUUCAGCCUUUGACAAUACCCUCAGUGCGCCGGAUGCUAACGCCGCUACCGAUGCUCGGACGUUAAGAACUGAGGAGGUCUAUCUAGGUUCAUCAGAAGCGGGGGAGCGGUGCUCCGAGCCCAUCAUGGAUUCAAGCACUGGAGGAGGUUCACUGACCUUCGCUGGAUUUAUGAAUAUCUGGGGAAGAGACGACCUGGGUGAUUUAUUAGGACUUCUCGAGUCAAUUCUGACGGCGAAGUAUCACCCAGUCUUUCGAAAAAGUCUCAAAUACCUGGAUAGGAACCAUGACUGGAUGGACAGAGUCCAGAAAAUCCAUGAAUCCAGCCCUAUCACCAGUGUGUCUGAAUCGAACAGCAAUCUCGAGACUGCGGCAGAUGCUGAAACAUAUAUCAACCUUCUUCCGUCAUUACCACAUGACGCUGAUGAGGAAGGGUUUGAUCCCGUCCAAACAUCGAAGGCGAGAUUCGACAUCUCAAAUAUGAAUGUCGACUUGGGACAGAGCGGCAAUCUCUGGACUUCCGGGCCGGGCUGCACACCCAUGGACCUGAACGUGGAUGAUGGUCUAGAUACCUCGUUCUCGGGAAUUUUUUGA
This is a messenger RNA of Rhinocladiella mackenziei CBS 650.93, 2181 nucleotides long. RefSeq lists its product as uncharacterized. The transcript has 2 exons. The record is from RefSeq and is a predicted model, not a curated record. The coding region runs from base 1 to 2181 and encodes 726 amino acids. Gene Ontology annotation, molecular function: protein binding. NCBI's taxonomy places the organism in Eukaryota, Fungi, Ascomycota, Eurotiomycetes, Chaetothyriales, Herpotrichiellaceae.